CUAGGAGGAAACGCCCUGUGACGUCAUCAGUCCGCGCGGCGCGUUUCCUGGAGUUCCACUCACUCUGCGCGCCACCCAGGCUGGCGGGUCCCCGCCAUGGCAGCGGCCAACCCCUGGGAUCCGGCGUCCGAGCCUAACGCUGCCGGGCUGCUGCUGGGCCAUUUCGUUGCUUCGGGAAUGGUCACUCAGGAAAUGUUAGAUAUAGCUAAGAAAUCAGCUUCUUGCUUUGAGAACUUCUCCAGACAACAGCAGAUCACAGAUAUUCAAGCUGAAAUCAACCAGAAAAACCUGGAAAUUGAACUCCUAAGACUAGAAAAAGAUACAGCAGAUGUUGUUCAUCCUUUCUUUUUAGCUCAGAAGUGUCAUAUUCUGCAAAGCAUGAAUAAUCAUUUGGAAGCUGUGCUAAAAGAGAAGCGGUCCCUAAGGCAGAGACUGUUGAAACCCAUGUGCCAAGAAAACUUGCCUAUUGAAGCUGUUUAUCACAGCUAUAUGGUACAUUUGCUGGAGUUGGCAGUGACUUUCAUUGAGAAAUUAGAAACCCACCUUGAAAUAAUUAGAAAUAUCCCUCAUUUAGAUGCAAAUCUAAAGAAAAUGAGUAAAGCUUUAGCAACGACGGAUAUUUUGGUGACUAAAACAGAAGAACUGGCAGAUAAUAUACUUCAGUGGCGAGAACAACAAAAGGAAGUCUCCUCUUGUAUCUCCAACAUAUUAGCUGAAGAAGACAAUCUUCAUAAACACUAUCUUCAUAAACAUGACAUUGUAAUACCUUCUUUACCUUUUACUUCUAAAGCUCAUGUCCAGGCUACUAAAGCCAAGUGAUUAUGAACUAUUUAUUCUUGCUUAAAUGUAUGUAGUCCUGUGAGGUCAUUUCUAGUCAACUGUAACAAGGAUAUUUAUAGUUUUUGCUGCUAGUAAUACUUAAAAAGCUCUCUUUGUAUUGAAGUACUAAGAUCCCAAGUUCAUUAGGACCAAACUGAAUUUUCCCUUAAUGUUCCAUAUGUUUUUAUUCCACUCUUUCAGUGAAACUAGUCAACAUCAAAUGUAACUGACAAUUAACAAACAUACCCUAAUCAUAUCUCAGACAAUAGAUAUUAUUAUUGUCUUUUUUUUUUUUAAUGCUUUCUGCAUUGGAAGAAUCGUCAUGAAUCUGAAAGUAGGUUGAUUAUUCCAAAGGGAUUUCAUAAAGGGUACAGAAAAGAGUAACAUAAUAUAACUGGCUAUCUUUUGAAGGCCUUCUUGCCUAACAUCUGUGAACUAGGCAAAAAAGGCAGAGCAAAGCAAAGAAAAAGGCACAUUAUUGUAAAACUUUUAGAGGCUUGCCUCAAUUAUUUUAUCUGAGAUUAUUGUGCAUAUCAAAGGAGUAGUAUAUUAACAGUUGUCUCAGGAUAUAUUCAUUUGUACAACAUUAUAAUUAUGCCUGGUUUAUUUUCAGACUUGGGUUUCUCUUUUGCUUUAAAAUGUGUUCAUGGAAAAAAAAAAAAUGUGUUCAUGG
Molecule: messenger RNA, 1492 nt
Organism: Condylura cristata (star-nosed mole)
Lineage: Eukaryota; Metazoa; Chordata; Mammalia; Eulipotyphla; Talpidae
Gene: HAUS2
Product: HAUS augmin-like complex, subunit 2
Exons: 6
Coding region: 97-819 (240 amino acids)
Biological process (GO): spindle assembly; microtubule nucleation; centrosome cycle
Cellular component (GO): mitotic spindle microtubule; centrosome; HAUS complex
Source: RefSeq, a predicted model, not a curated record